Molecule: messenger RNA, 889 nt
Organism: Hordeum vulgare subsp. vulgare (domesticated barley)
Lineage: Eukaryota; Viridiplantae; Streptophyta; Magnoliopsida; Poales; Poaceae
Product: 60S ribosomal protein L15-2
Exons: 4
Coding region: 105-719 (204 amino acids)
Biological process (GO): cytoplasmic translation
Cellular component (GO): ribosome; cytosolic large ribosomal subunit
Molecular function (GO): RNA binding; structural constituent of ribosome
Source: RefSeq, a predicted model, not a curated record
CCCAUCUCCUCAAUAUAAUACCGCCCUCCCCGUAUCUUCGAAACCCUAAAUCUCCACACUCCCACUCCCCGCCGCCUCCGCCCUCUGCCGCCGCAGCCGCAGCCAUGGGCGCGUACAAGUUCGUGUCGGAGCUAUGGAGGCGGAAGCAGUCGGACGUGAUGAGGUUCGUGCAGCGCGUGCGUUGCUGGGAGUACAGGCAGCAGCCGGCCAUCGUGCGCAUCACCAGGCCCACCCGCCCCGACAGGGCACGCCGUCUCGGAUUCAAGGCAAAGCAGGGCUAUGUUGUCUACCGGAUCCGUGUCAGGCGUGGUGGCCGGAAGAGGCCCGUGCCCAAGGGUAUUGUUUAUGGUAAGCCCAAGCACCAGGGUAUUACCCAGCUCAAGUUCCAAAGGAACAAGAGGUCUGUUGCUGAGGAAAGAGCUGGGCGCAAGCUUGGUGGUCUUCGUGUGCUCAACUCCUACUGGGUGAAUGAGGAUUCUACCUACAAGUACUUUGAGGUCAUCCUUGUUGAUGUUGCACACAGUGCUGUCCGUAACGACCCAAGGAUCAACUGGCUCUGCAAGCCUGUGCAUAAGCACCGUGAGCUGCGUGGUCUCACUUCAGCUGGAAAGAAGUUCCGUGGUCUGCGUGGCAAGGGUCACCGCCACCACAAGAACAGGCCCUCAAGGAGAGCCACUUGGAAGAGGAACCAGACUGUCUCCCUUCGCCGCUACCGUUAAGCUUUGUGCUGUUGUGUUAUGUGGAACCUGUCCUAUGCUCACCUUGAUAAUAUCUGUUCUAGUCCAAUUUUUUGUUACCUUCGUUGUGAGACUCGAUCUCCAGGCAUGUCUGUUAAACUAUUUGCUAUAUGUCUGUAUUACCUGAAAACUGAAUGAUCGAGUAUUCCUCA